AUGGUUCUAGCACAGCAAGCGAUCGAUAUCAUUUUGAAGCGCCCACUGAACGAUACGCUCGAGCACUGUCGACGCAAAUUAGGCGACUUGCACGAUACUAAGCCGCGCCAGGAAGACGUUGCGAGCAUCCUGGGAGCUUUGGUCGUGUCUCCCGUGGCAUUCAGCCUCAUCUCCCCUGAUGGAAAUGGCAGUAUAGCAGCCAGACUUCUGUCAAUCGCACAACUUGUUCGAGGAGGGGGCACGGGCGCGGAUCUCGAUCACUUCCGCCCGCUUGUCCGCCACGUCGCCGCCAACUCCCCCGACAUCGACAUCUGGUCAGCCGUCUUCGAUCUCAUCACUACCCUCAGCCCUUCCACGCCCCCUCCCUCCAACAUCGGACCGACUUUCAAUGGGACACCUGUCAAAUCGAGCUCGAGCCGACUAGCCGACAGCGAGACGCGCGAGACCAUCGAGAGAGAGCUUUUCUACGAGAUCAAGGACUGCACCUUCCGCAAUGUUGGACGUUUCUGCGACAAGUUUUUCAAUCCAAAAAACUGGUGCAAGGAACAGAGGGCGAUGCUGGAGGCGGUGAUGGCAGAGCACGACGGCAAGAAGUGGAUGGGAUUCCCGACCAUUCCCGACGAACAACCUGUCUGGGCUUGGCUUCGCUCACUCGAAGAGCUCGCCUUAGCCGACACACCACACAAGCUCUAUACCACCAAGACAGCCCACCAGUUCAAGGAAGGGAAUGGCCAGAUGGACAUUUUCUUCCAGACCCCAGCUACGAAAGCGAGCGAUAAAUUCGAGCACAAGGACGUUCUUGUAGUCGGCGAGCAGAAGAAGUCGUACGACAGCAGUCGAUUCAAGGCGGACCUCCUCCAGCUUACGCGUUACAUACGAGACAUUUUUUACGACCAGCCGACACGCCGAUUCGUCCAUGCGUUCACACUCUGCGCUUCCAUGAUGGAGCUCUGGGUCUUUGAUCGAUCUGGGGCGUACAGCUCGGGGCCAUUCGAUAUUCACGACAAACCUGAUAUGUUUGCGCGUGCUCUCGUCGGCUACGCCACGAUGGACAAUGAGGCCAUGGGGUUGGAUUUGUUCAUCGAGCGGGAGACAGAUGCAGAGAGCAAGGAGCAUCGCCACGUCACACUGGAUGACGCAAACGACAACGCAACGAGAAUCAGGCUGGUGCAGGCAAUGGUGAGGCAGAAGGCAGUCGUGUGUCGUGGGACGACGUGCUUUAGGACCGGAAGCAACCACGUCGCCAAGUUCUCAUGGGCAUCGGACAAGCGGAAGCUAGAGGUAGAACAGCUGAAGCUGGCAGAAAAGAGGGGCGUCAAGGGGGUGGCGAGGGUCGUGGCGCAUCGCCAGAUCACCACCAUUGCCGAGCUGCGGGAGGGUCUCGACUUUCAAGAGCGACACAAGUUCCGGAGUGAAGAAGCCAGCUUCGAAGAUCCGCCGUCGGUCGCGAAGAGCACAAACAGGUCGAGCAACAAGCGGAAGUCGUCGUCUGAUCACAACUCCGAUGCGUCCGGGUCUAAGAGGCGGCGGUCCAACAGUCAGAAGAAACUGGUCCAGAAGCUGAGUAAUGGGUUGUCAAUCGGCAAGGUCAAGCCAAGUCUGUACAGCCGCAGCGAGGAUCUAUGGGAGAAUAGGGUUUAUUCCUGCCUCGUCAUCUCACCAGCAGGCCGGGUGAUCAGCGACUUUAAAUCGGUUAGGGAAUUGCUGGAGUCAAUGCGGGACGCGAUUAGGGCACACCAGUCACUUUACAAGACGGGCAACAUUCUCCAUCGUGAUAUUUCAUCAAACAACAUAAUAAUCACGGAACCGGAUACAGCAGAUGGUUUCAGGGGUAUGCUCAUCGACCUUGACCUGGCGAAGGUUAGGGACAGCAGCCCAAGCGGAGCACGGCACCAGACAGGCACAAUGCAGUUCAUGGCUGUGGAGGUGCUGCGUACGGCUGACCACACCUACCGGCACGAUUUGGAGUCGUUCUUCUACGUGUUACUCUGGAUGUGCGCCCGCCAGUCAUGGAGUAAUGAAUUUGCUAGCAAAGAGAACCGACCUAAGGAGAGUCUUCUUCGGAGAUGGGAAAUCGGCAGCUUUAAGUAUAUUGCAGCCGCCAAAGAAGGCGAUAUGACUGUAAACGGCCUCGAGAGGAUCAUGGGUGAAUUCCCAGAUGCGUUGGAUGUUGUAAAGCCGCUAUGCCUGAAGAUUAGGAAGGUUCUCUUCCCCCUGGACAACGAGGAGAGGAUCAGCUUCGGAACACCUGCGGGAGACCCGGACCAACUAUAUGCACCCAUUAUAGCAACUUAUGAUGAGGCAAUCCGCAAUUUGUAG
Molecule: messenger RNA, 2319 nt
Organism: Clonostachys solani
Lineage: Eukaryota; Fungi; Ascomycota; Sordariomycetes; Hypocreales; Bionectriaceae
Source: the annotation of a GenBank genome assembly